AAUUCCUUCAACGACCAUAUCAAUUCAUUAGACAAGAAACGAGCAGAAGGGCAUCUUGCUGCGCAUGUCCUGUAAAUUUUAGUUCGAUGCGAGAAACCGCUGGCAUGCGCCUGUGUUGGUAAUCGCGAAAGGAAAGAAGCAGGAAAAUACUUCGGAAAACAACAAUGGAUCGAGUAUUUGAGACAACUUUUCUCGUCAUUUUUCCCGCUGUAACUUAGAUGGAAGCGGCGAAGUCUUAAAAUUGUUGUGUGUGAAUCCCAACCGGCGGCGCCGAUUACUAAAACAAAAGAGCCCAAUGUCAAGUUAAGAAAGGUAACCUGUACUACGACGUAAACAAAAGAUUUGUCACGGAAUGGGAGGAAAAGAGUACGCUCUAAAGUGUACGCUUGGCUUGAUAUUGUUUGCAGUGCUACUGUGGCAACUUGAGACAAAUUAUUUUCCCUCGAAUGAAAAUUCCACCUCCAUGAUACCAGUUGCUGUAUGGAAAACGAAAACGGAUGACAUGAAGGAACCUGUUAAGGAUAGUUCAAAGCUAAAGAUAAAAACUGCAAAAAUCACAACACAGCACGGCUUAAAUGUAAUAACCGAAGGAUCAGAGACAAAGCGUUGGCUUAUAGUAUACUGGUCAACGUUUUUUGGAAGAAGGCUCAAUCUUCACGAAACAUUUGAAAAAGGUGACUGCCCAGUACCGUGCGAGUGGACUAGUAACCAAUCCAGAGCAAAAGAGGCAGAUGCCUUUUUAGUCCAUGCCAGGGACCCACGACCAGACCCACCAAUAAAAUCAGUGCCUUGGAUUCUGCAGACUCGAGAAAAUCCAAUUUACACACCGGUAUUGAACGACGCCAGCUUCAUGUCGAAAUUUAGCUACUUGAAAAGUUAUCGGCUGGACUCAGACUUUCCAGAUCCCUCUGUCUUGCUGCCUGGUGUAGCACCCCCUGUUCCUUUUAAGAAUAAGACUGGGCUCAUUAUGGCAGCUUUCUCAAAUUGCGAGGUAGUUCGAACCGAGUACAUGAGGCAGCUAAUGAAGUUUGUAAAGGUUGAUUCUUUCGGCGCCUGUCUAAGGAACAAUAAUAGUCUAGUGGGCAGGUAUGGCAAAAACAAACAGGGCACUGAUUUCAGAGAUGCUAAAUCCAUGCUGGCCAGACAGUACAAGUUCAGCCUGGUGUUCUUCAACCAAGACUGUGAUUAUUUUGUGGAUGCUCAACUACACCACGCAAUGGAUGCAGGCUCGGUUCCUGUUGUCAUGGCUACAGAUAAGCUGGAUGAGUUUCUACCCGGGCCCUAUCUUAACCGUUCAGUGAUAAAAGUGCGUGAUUUCAAGAGCCCACAACUGUUAGCUGAAUACCUCCAGUAUCUUAGCAACAACGAAACCGAGUACAAUAAAUAUCUGGAGUGGAAGUGGAAAGGAUAUGGCAACAUCAGUGGAACUGCUAUCGGAAAUUAUUGGAUGCCAAAGUAUCCACUGUAUUGUCAAGUUUGUGUUGCAGUUUCGAAAGGGAAAGGACACAAAGAGGGUCUGAAACCAUUCAAUUGCAAACCAAGGAAAUUUGAAAACUGGGGAAUUACAAAAGGAGCUUAACUUAAGUCAACUAUUGUCAGUUGUAGAGGAAACUGUUAGCCUGUGGAAACCGACGUUAAUUAGAAAUACUGGUAAAAUACUGCUUAUAAAGAAGUAUUAAUUUAGGAGAACUUACGACACGAGCAAUGGUAAUGCUUUUGAUGUUAUAGAGGUGCUGACAACUAAGAAUAAGGAAAAUGAACGCGACCUUCAAACUGAAGUUGGUCACUGUGUUGUACAAGUGUGUAGCUCAAAACAAAAGUGUAAAUAACAAAAUAGAAAAAAUGGGAAGCUGCAUUAAAACAUUGAGUGGCAAGUGAAUUAAAUUAGAAGUAGACCCAACAUUCUGUUUGGUAAGCAUACCUAAGAAUUUAGGGAGGGGAUUGAUGUCAACUCAAAUUUAACCCAAUUUUUUAGCAAAGCGCAUUGCCCGUGAAAUCUUAAACAGGAAUCUACUCAGAUACUUUUAAUUAACGAGGGAAUUUUGUCGUAUCAAGUAACGCUGCACCCUCGAACAAGACUGAUCAAAGGGCCCCAUGUCUAAGAGUAAUUCUGCUUUCACGACGGAAAAAGUUGAAGCACUUCACUGUUAUCUGUGCGAUAUACAUUUGUUUUCCUUUACCUGUAACGUUUGGCAUAAUGGAUCAUGAUAACGACAUAACACUGAGCUUCUGUUCGCCUUGUAGGACCUGAGUCUAAAUAAAGCUGUGACGUUUUUGUGUGAUAUUAAAAUAAUACU
Pocillopora verrucosa is the source of this 2297-nucleotide messenger RNA. Its product is annotated as alpha-(1,3)-fucosyltransferase 11-like. Gene Ontology annotation, molecular function: alpha-(1->3)-fucosyltransferase activity. The record is from RefSeq and is a predicted model, not a curated record. Lineage: Eukaryota; Metazoa; Cnidaria; Anthozoa; Scleractinia; Pocilloporidae. Gene Ontology annotation, cellular component: membrane.